Molecule: messenger RNA, 2501 nt
Organism: Alosa sapidissima (American shad)
Lineage: Eukaryota; Metazoa; Chordata; Actinopteri; Clupeiformes; Clupeidae
Product: AT-rich interactive domain-containing protein 3B-like
Exons: 10
Coding region: 305-2296 (663 amino acids)
Biological process (GO): regulation of transcription by RNA polymerase II
Cellular component (GO): nucleus
Molecular function (GO): DNA binding
Source: RefSeq, a predicted model, not a curated record
GGGUCCUAUUGAUGUUGUACGCUUAGGCGGGGGGUGUAUUACUGAGGGAGGAAAAUCGAGUCAAGAGAGUUACAGCCUCAACGCCAGGCGUUUCGAGAUAUGAGAUUAGGCUCUAUUUCUCUUUUCUGUCCUUUCUGAAAACACAAAAUAAGGGCUGAUCACUUUGCAGGCGAACCGACGCUUGCGAUUCUAUUUAAGGACGACUUUUAAACCCCCCGGUGUGCAUGCACGGUUCCCCUAUCAGUAGGCAAGUUAUUGAGAGAGAGCCAGAGAAGAGGGAAAAGGGUAACCCCAGGAAACAGGGAUGGUGGACAAUUCCGGUAGCAGCAAGGCGCAAAUGCCCAGUAUGUCUCAGGAGGGAGGUCUGGGGACCGGCGUGAAACUAGAGGCGGUGAUGGAGCAGCUCCAGCGGCAGCAGCAGGCACGUCUGGAGAUGGAGCGCAAGGAGCGGCAUCUGCGCGAGGCCCACAUCAUGUACGCCCAGCAGAUGGCCGCCCAACAGGCCAUCCUGGCGGCCGCACGCGCCCAGGGCGCUGGCUUCAUGGGCAAGGGCCUGGGUCCGGCUGGCAUGGCGGCUCUGGCCAUGGCAGGCGGUGCAGGUGGAGGUGGCGGUGGCGUGCUGUCACGGGCGUCCAACCAGAACAGCGUGGACUCUGAGCGCGAGGAUGACGAUGAGGACGGCGCUCGUGGCAGGCGAGACUCCGGGGAGGACGACGAGGAGGAAGACGAGGAGGAAGAAGAGAUGAUGGAGGGGGACGAGGGGACCGAGGGGGAGGACGAAGACGAGCGAGGAGGCGUAGCUGGACCGGGCGGCGUGGGCUUGUCCACGGCUGACGCCGCGGCAGGGCUGGAGUACCUCAGGAAGCAGACACUGGCCCUCCAGCAGGGCAUUCCGUGCGUCCCCCCACGGCCCUACGGCAACUACGUGACCGCCGCCCCUGGCCCCGGUCCCCAGAGGGCCCCCUCGCCCCCUGUCAGGGUCAAGCAGGAGCCUGAAGAGAGCCUCUCGCCAGCCGAACCCCACUCAGCUGCCUCCCCCAACGGACAGGCAGACUGGAGCUAUGACGAUCACUUCAAGCAGAAUGGAAGUGCAGCCUGGGUGGACGACACAGACAGCCCAAAGGGAAGAGGGGAGGCCUCCCGAGACUUCACUAAGCUGUAUGAGCUAGACAGUGACCCUCAAAGAAAGGAGUUUUUGGACGACCUCUUCUCCUUCAUGCAGAAAAGAGGGACUCCAGUCAACCGCAUCCCUAUCAUGGCCAAGCAGGUUCUGGAUCUGUACAAGCUGUACAAGCUGGUGACGGAGAAGGGCGGCCUGGUGGAGGUCAUCAAUAAGAAGAUCUGGAGGGAGAUCACCAAGGGCCUCAACCUGCCCACCUCCAUCACCAGCGCCGCAUUCACGCUCCGCACACAAUACAUGAAGUACCUGUACCCAUUCGAGUGUGAGCGUAAGGGCCUGAGCUCCCCCAGCGAGCUGCAGGCCGCCAUCGACAGCAACCGGCGCGAGGGCCGUCGCCCCAGCUACAGCAGCAGCGUGUUCCGCUUCUCCCCCUCGCCCAGCGCUGCCCCGCACAUCCUCUCCUCUCCCAAGAUGCACAUGGGCGCUCUGGGCGCCGGGGCCGCGGGGGCCCUCAACGGGAUGCAGGCCUCCUCCAGCCCCUCCCUCAAGAAAGGAGUCGGGCUUUAUUGGCAUGACUAUAAAGAAGACAUGGCCUCCUCCAUGCUGGCGGGCCGUUCCCAGCUGGCUCUGUCCGUGGGUCAGCAGCAGGUGGCAGGCCUGGCACGGGCCACCACCCUGGAGCAGCUGCGGGAGAAGCUGGAGACGGGCGGCAUGGCCGCAGGCCUGGGCGGGAUGGCGGGCUUCGGCGCAGCGGCGGCGGCUGCGGCAGCCGCGGGGCUAACGGAGGGCCCAGAGAGGAAGAUGGCGCGGCUAGCUGAGGAGCAACAGAGGCUGCUGCAGCAGGCCUUCCACCACAACCUGCUGGCCAUGGCCUCUCAGGUCCCCAUGAACCUGCGGCUGGGCAACGUCAGAGCUGAGGACAAGCAGGACCUCUCCCUCAGCAUCAGCACCUCUGGAGCUUCCAGCAUCAGUGUGUCUGUAGAGGUCAAUGGAACUCUAUACUCAGGAACACUGUUUGCCCAAAAGUCUGCUGCGCCGGCCGCAUCUGUGGCCCCUACAGUGACCUCUGCUGGUCCGAGUGGGAUCUACACUUUCCCCUCCAGCCACAGCCCCUCCUCCAGUGCCUCUUCCAAGGGGCCCAGCUCAGCGGAGCCCUCCUGCAGCGGCUCCCCUUAGUCUGGGGAGGCCCUUCACCCGCUGCCCAGGCUCGCUACUCGGCCUGGUAUAUCCAGUACAUCAUUUCUAUAUGAAAAGGAAAAAAAAAAAUCAAAACUGUUGUACAACCAGUACCUCAAUGCUCCUGUCGACCAUGGCUGUCCACACACACAUGCACAGACACAGACACAUACAUACAACCCCCCCCCCCCCCCCCCACACACAC